CUUUAAAGCUCUUACUGUAAGGCUCCUGCCUGAUCAAUGUCUGUCCCUGCCCUCGUGUCUCCUCACACUUGCCAUGUUCCAGACGCUCUCAUCCUUCCUCCCGUCUCCGCUCCAGUCUAACAGCGACAAGACCCAACCAGUCGCAGUAGACAUCGCGAAACCUCAGGAGACCACACAGUCCGAGCCCGCAGCCAUGCAGCGCGCCGAGGAGGAGCUGGCAGUGAAGAAGCAGAAGGAGCGGAAGAACGAGCGCAGCACUCCCACGAUGAGCUUGCGAAGUGCAAGGCCAAUCUCUUGCGGUGCCGAAGCACGCGUGCGUGCCCCUGGCAAUGGCAUACCUAUGACCGUAGCGCUGCGAGAAAUCCGACAGCAGGGCUCUCAGCGGCCAUCUCGUGACCAGCAGUACGUCCCUCGGUGAUAGAUCGUGGUGUUACAGUUGGAAAACGCCUUCGAAGUGACACCAUGUUGGACGCGCACAUUUCUGUGAUUGCGCCUAAUGUUCCCAUUUUCUCGAAGCACAGGUGAUGCGUGCAUUGGAGGGGGCUCGGACAUUAUCCAUAUCCCCGUUGAGAUGACAAGCGCCUGACGGAAUAGCAUCC
Fomitopsis serialis is the source of this 599-nucleotide messenger RNA. RefSeq lists its product as uncharacterized. The record is from RefSeq and is a predicted model, not a curated record. NCBI's taxonomy places the organism in Eukaryota, Fungi, Basidiomycota, Agaricomycetes, Polyporales, Fomitopsidaceae. Bases 74 to 418 code for a protein of 114 amino acids. The transcript is spliced from 2 exons.